Molecule: messenger RNA, 5094 nt
Organism: Diabrotica virgifera virgifera (western corn rootworm)
Lineage: Eukaryota; Metazoa; Arthropoda; Insecta; Coleoptera; Chrysomelidae
Gene: Adck1
Product: aarF domain-containing kinase 1
Exons: 5
Coding region: 218-1780 (520 amino acids)
Biological process (GO): mitochondrion organization; protein phosphorylation; lipid homeostasis
Cellular component (GO): mitochondrial inner membrane
Molecular function (GO): protein kinase activity; ATP binding
Source: RefSeq, a predicted model, not a curated record
AUACAUAAUUAUAUAAAGGCCAAUGUCAAAACUGUAAUGUAAGGUUAAGGUCAAUAUUUUCAAAUUUUAAAAAAAUCGUAAAUCGUCAUCACUUUUAAAUUGCACAAUAUACGCAAAUUUAAAUUAAUGCCUAUUCUAACAUGCUCUUAUAAUAAACUUAAUCAUAUUACAAUCUUAACAAUAACGAAUUAAAGACGUUUUAGUUCGAUAUGUUCAAAUGAAAGCAACCAAUAUGCUGCAAGGUAAAUUGAGACCUAUUUUAAAAUAUUCUUUGAUCACCAGCAUCAUUGGUGGUACGGCCUUAAGUUUAAAAACGAAUCAGUACCACUUAGACUCAAUAGGCAUUGUUAGAUUAAGUAGGGCAGCUUAUACGGUCCUCCAAAUAGGAGUAAUCUACAAAAGAGACCUAUAUGGAAGAAAACUAGACCCCUCAUCCCAAGAAUACAAAGAAACCAAGUCCAGUUGUCACAAGCGAAGCGCAGAAAAGUUAUUAGACUUAUGUUGUACGAAUAAAGGUGUAUAUAUCAAAGUAGGCCAGCAUCUCGCAGCUUUGGAGUACUUGCUCCCUAACGAAUAUGUCCAGACUAUGAGAGUUCUCCAUUCUCAUGCUCCAACGAAUUCAAUAGAAGAUGUAUAUAAAGUAAUCAAAGAAGAUUUAAAAUGUGAACCUUCUGACAUAUUUGAAUCAAUGGACCCCGAACCUCUAGGCACAGCUUCUUUGGCUCAAGUCCAUAAAGCCAAACUUAAAGAUGGGUCUGUGGUGGCCAUCAAAGUACAGCACCCGUACGUACAAGGCAACUCAAAGGUUGAUAUGAAAACUAUGGAAUACUUGGUGAAAUUGAUGAGCAUAGUCUUCCCGGAAUUCAAGAUUAAAUGGUUGGUGGAUGAAUCGAAGAAAAAUAUUCCCAAAGAGUUGGAUUUCGCACAGGAAGGAAAAAAUGCUGAAAAGGUAGCAAAGUUGUUUGAAGAUCUUGAUUGGUUGAAAAUACCAGCAAUUAGAUGGGAUUUAACAACCAAACGAGUCUUAACAAUGGAUUUCGUUGAAGGAGGACAAGUAAAUGAUUUGCAAUAUAUAAAAGACAAUGGUAUUAAUCCCAGCGAGGUAUCGGAUAAGCUAGGAAGGUUGUAUUCAAAAAUGAUUUUCAUACAUGGCUUUGUUCACAGCGACCCUCAUCCAGGAAAUAUUCUCGUUAAAAAGUCAGAAAAGGGUCAUUGCGAUAUUGUUUUAUUAGAUCAUGGUCUCUAUGCUGAUUUAAAAGAUGAUUUAAAGGUUGCGUAUGCUAACUUGUGGCUGAGUAUUUUGAAUAGAGAUCGAAAAGGAAUGAGAAGUCAUGCGAGUAGUUUAGGAAUUGAAGGUAAUGCCUAUGGUUUAUUUGCUUGUAUGAUCACUGGGAGAAGUUGGGACAGUAUCGUUAGAGGAAUAGACAAGGAACAAAUGUCAAAAAAAGAAGCAAACUUUCUCAAACAAAAUUUCACGGGAAUUUUACCGCAGAUAUCAGAAGUCCUUCAGAACGUCAACCCUCAGUUGCUGCUUAUCUUGAAGACGAACGAUCUUCUGCGAGGCAUCGAACACGCGUUAAAAACAGGUGAGAGGAUGGGAUCGUUCCGAGUAAUGUCAGAAUGCUGUGUCAAAUCGGUGUACAACAUGAGGUACACCAAAACGGAGAAGACGCUGGACAGAUUGAAGAUUUCUUUGGCUGAAUUGUGGGCGUUGUUGAAGAUUAGUGUUUAUUAUACGUUUUUAAAUUUGAAAAAUAGGUCGCUUGGUUUAUUUUCGUAGUAGGAGAUUAAUUUUUUUGUUUGAGAAUUUCUGUCUCAUGUUUAGGUGCUUCCUUUUUGGGUUUUAAGAAUUAUGUGAGUUUUCUUCUUAUUUAAAAUGAUAUUUGACCUUGAAGACAUUAUAAAAAGUCUUCUUCGGUUUGUCUAUUGUUGUUCUUUCAGCUCAUAACUUAUUUCUUUCGAUUUUCGCCACCUGCCAUUCUGCUUAUGUAUUUAUUGAUAACAGAAGGAUGAUUCCAUCUAUAAUCAAUUUAUUUCUGUAGUUGCUUGCAACACCCUUUGUGUUUUGUUAAUUUUUCCACUUGUGUCAAUAAUGUAUGUCACUAUCUUUUUCCCGGUAGCUAUGUGUUACGUAUUAGUUGCACUGCAGCCAGUGUAUGUUCCCACGUGACUCGUUACAGUUCUUGUCUUCAUUUUGGUCUAAACUUUGCUAGAUACCAUAUACCGGGUAGUGAAUAGUCAAACGGGCCAUAGGAAACUCACUGGGAAAGACUAUACUGACCUAUACUGUUGAAUCUCUGCUUCCCUAAUAAUUUUACAUCAAAAAUCACACAAAACGAUUUGUAAUGGACUAAAAUCUGUAUUGAAAACAAAUGUUAAAAUUGUUCUACGACUUAAAACACAUUCCAAAAUUUUGCAAAAAUAUAAUAAAUUUGCCAGAGUAUUGUAAAAGUUAGGCCACACUUAGUUCAGAAUGUGUAUAACCGGUUGCGUUCACGCACAAUGAAGUUAGCUAUUAAGGGCAUAGGGCAUUCCAACAUGCUGUCAAAAUUAAAUCAAUAUGACAGCCGGGAGGCAAACAUAAAUGUUAUUCUAUCAGUUCUUAAUGUUUUUUAGAUAAUUUUAGUUGCGUUUCUUUGUAAUUUUGUUUUGUACAAGGAUUAAUUUAACAUUUUCACUAGAAGAAUUAAUUUAAAAAGAUAAUAUGCCUCAUUUCUGCUGUAUUUUGAAGUGUGUGAUGCGAAGUACCUAUUCAUGAUAAACUUCAGUUUUAUCGGUUAGCCUCAGUGCUACAUUUUAAGCAUAAAACAACUAAAUAAGUUAUCAUAUGAGAGGCAAAAAUAUAAACCAACUAAAUAAGUUAUUAUCUGAGAGACAGAAACAAUGGUUAAAUGCUAUAAAACGUCUUAUAAAAAUGCUAAAUAACUAACUAUACCUAAAGUGGAUAUUUUAUUACUAUACCAAUAUUAUUUAUUUUGCCAAUAUUUUGCUUGUACCUACUAGCAACAUUUGUAUUGUCUACCAACAACUUUAUAUGCACUCAUUUUUAUUUAUUCACUGCUUAAAACUAAAUAAAGUGGUUCAAGUACUUCUACAACUAAAAUAUACAACAAAAUGUUCGGAAACUACAACUAAAAAACUGUCAACGGUAAAACACUUAAGAAACAUGUGGUACAAAUAAUAUAAACAAACACAAUGUUUGACAGUUUGCCUCCCAGCGUUUUUAUAAACGUCAAAGUCUUAGAAUGCCCUACUAGAAUCAUUAUGUUAGUAAUAUCAGGUUUGUUCCAAUGCAACGAGAAACCGUCCAUGUAACGGUCACCGUCCUGCGCAGUAAACAAGAUAACCCAUGGAACGCACGAUAUACAGACACAGAACGCAUGGAACGUAUUAUUUUAUAGUAACGUGAUCGUUACAUGACGGUUCUCGUUGUGUUAAAACAAACCUAUCAAUAUCUAACUUCAUUGUGACCGAAUGCAACCAGUUAUACCCAUUCUGCGCUACGUUUGGCCUAAAUUUUAUAACAAUACUCUGGCAAAUGUAUUAUAUUUUUGCAAAAUGUUGGAAUGUGUUUAAUUCGUAGAACAAUUUUAACAUUUGUUUUCAAUACAGUGUCUUCUGCACAUCAACCUAAAUCAUGUUAUUUGGGUAUCUCCAUUUUCUACGUCCCGAGAGUUUGCAGUGAGGGAAUGUAUUUUUUGUCUGAAUUGUAUUGUUUUGGUUCCAUAUGUUUUUAUACUUGUUCUAGCGUGCCUUUUAUUAUUAUUUUCAUUUUCUUCUAUUUGAUUAUUGUAUUUUAUCGAAAAAAAUCCUUUUUAGUUUUACUUAAUAUAAGUUAAAAAUGUAGCUAAAUUUACAACCGAUAAUUUUUAUCAUUGUUAAACAAUUAUAUUUAUUUAAAGGUGUUAGUUGUUAUGGACAUUUUAGAGAUAUUUAUUUAUUUAUAUAUUUAUUUAUAAUUUUAUGAUGAUUUUACAACGACAAAAUACUUAGUAGGCCAGUACGUAAAAUAAAACACAAUAAUGUCUAAACACGAAAUAGAUGCCGUUUCAGGUCUUAGCUUCAUUGUUGCCAUAUUUCUAACUUGGUGGCAACAUAGGUUGGAAAAGUUAUUUAACUAACAAGUGUAUUAAUAAGGGCGAUUAACAAUUGAGAUAUUUUAAUUAAUUGGGCGUUAAUGUUCGAGAUUGUUAAUCGCCAUUUUAAUUCACGAGUUCGUUAUAAAACUUUUCCGUCGACCGUACUUUCAGAAAUAAAGAUAUAUCAAUCUUUUGAUUUUUCAAAUACACAGAAUUUUAAACAAUAAAGUAAAUAAUGACAUACAAUGACAGAUAGUACUAACAGCGGCUACUUGAUUUUAAAUUUUUUAGUGGGAAUAUAAAUAGGUAUAUGUUUGGUUGCCUACACCACAGGUCACUGCCAAUCACAGAGCGUUUAAUUAAUUUAUACAAGCAAUGUAUGCUGUGUUGCCUAUAAUGAAAUCGUUCAUUAAUAGAAAAUCAUUCAUUAAUAGGGGUCAUUAAUCAAUGAUUUUGAGGGUGUUAAAAUUGAUCAUAAAUGGACGGUCGACGGAAAAGUUAUAUUACGACUUUAAAGUUGUAUAGAAGUUUUAGAAAGGCAUUGGGGAAUAAUUGGAACAUGAUAAAACAUACAACAUACGACAGUGUUUGGAGAACAUUACACUGUUACAUUAGUAAAACAACAAUGAAGAUGCGCUUAGAAGAUGAUCAGCGAUAGAUCGGAGUUUGUUACUAUAUAUAUUAUGUCUACCUUUCGACUUCUAUUCGAAGUUUAUCUUCAGGACUGGAUGUGUAGACUUGUUUUCAUUUUUUAAUUUUUGUUAGCGUAUAUUUUACGAUUGAACUAGAGAUUUUCGAUCGAAAAAGAAACAUAAAUUUUAUUGUAUACAAAAAAUACAAAAAUUAAUUUAUCAAUAUUUAAAUUUGAUAUUUUUUAGAAUUUUUUAUAUGAUAUAUACAAUUGAUUAAAAGUAAUUCAAUUCGACUGAACGAUUGAUUAUUCCAAAAUUUUAAAUACAAAUAUAAAAAUGAAUUGCACUAUGUAGAUUUUAUGCAAUAUAUAUUUUGUUUUACU